Molecule: messenger RNA, 1084 nt
Organism: Eucalyptus grandis
Lineage: Eukaryota; Viridiplantae; Streptophyta; Magnoliopsida; Myrtales; Myrtaceae
Product: wall-associated receptor kinase 2
Exons: 2
Coding region: 14-1084 (356 amino acids)
Molecular function (GO): polysaccharide binding
Source: RefSeq, a predicted model, not a curated record
GAGCGAGCGAGUUAUGGGUUCAGAGUGGAAUCCUUUGGAGAUAAUGAGGGUGUUGUUAGUGGUCGGACAGUUAUUACUGAUAUCAUCGUCAUUAUCAUCUUCUCAAACUGUAUCUCCCAACUGCCAAGAAACUUGCGGAGACGUCGCCGUGCCUUACCCCUUCGGCAUCGGAGACGGUUGCUACUUGAACGAGUACUUCUCCAUCCACUGCAACGUCACCGCCGCCUCCACCCCCAAGCCCUACUUAUGGAAUAGCACAACCAACAUUGAAGUCCUCGACAUAUCGCUUGACGGCGAGCUCCGCAUCUACACCUUCAUCGGCACAGACUGCUACAAUGAGACCGGUGUACAGCAAGAGCCGCGCAUAGAAGCCUACGGCGUCCUCCCAGCGUUCCCUUUCUCUAACACCAAGAACAAGUUCACGGCCAUCGGAUGCGACACGGUUGCCGUGAUCGCGGGAUCCAAUGGAAACGGAUUCUCGAGCGGCUGCCUCUCGGUGUGCACCGGGAUUGACGACGUGACCGAUGGGGCAUGCGAUGGCAUCGGGUGUUGCCAGACCACUAUACCGGAGAUGCUCCUUAAUUAUAAUGCCAGUGUGGUCAGCCUGAAGAACCACACCAACGUGUGGAGCUUCAAUCCUUGCAGUUAUGCAUUCUUAGUCGAAGACAAGUCCUUCAAUUUCAGUAGGGAGGAUCUUAGUGGCAUGAAGAACACGGUGGUCCCCUCGGUGCUCGACUGGGCCGUUUGGAAUGAGACUUGUGGCGAAGCAGCGAAGCAGCGAAGGACCCGGCGAGCUUUGCUUGUAAGGCGCACAGCGAGUGCUUUGAUUUUCCCGAUGUGCCCGGUUACCGAUGUAAUUGCUCUUCUGGGUAUGGGGAAUCCAUACCUUGGCUGUAUAUUAAUGAAUGUGAUGAUCCAGAGAAAUACCCGUGUGACGGAAUUUGCCAUAACACUGAGGGAGUUAUACAUGCUCAUGCCCAAAGGUUAUCAUGGUGAUGGCAAAAUGGGUGAAGAUGGAUCCAGAUGCAUUGCUAAUCUUAAAUCAUCACAUUUGGUCACCAUUUUGGUUGGUAAGUUCAUUUGA